Messenger RNA from Oppia nitens, 2135 nucleotides. Its product is annotated as phosphatidylserine synthase 2-like. Gene Ontology annotation, molecular function: L-serine-phosphatidylethanolamine phosphatidyltransferase activity. NCBI's taxonomy places the organism in Eukaryota, Metazoa, Arthropoda, Arachnida, Sarcoptiformes, Oppiidae. Gene Ontology annotation, biological process: phosphatidylserine biosynthetic process. The transcript is spliced from 10 exons. The coding region runs from base 301 to 1836 and encodes 511 amino acids. The record is from RefSeq and is a predicted model, not a curated record.
UAACAACCAUUGAGUGUGACAUCAAUUGUAAGACAACUCCUCACAUGUCUUGUGAUGUCUGAAGUGACGACACGAUCGACGGACUAAUAAAACAAAUGAUUAAUUGAAACGCCGUUUCAACAGCUGAUCCAUACAAUUCUUCAGUUGAUUUUUUUGUUUGUUUUUAAUUUAAUAUAAUUUAUUUGUUUUGUUUUAUUUUGUUAUUUAUUAUAAAUGUUUUGUUUUAUUGAUGUAUUGUUUUGUUGACAAUUAAAUUAAUAUUAAUAAUAAAGUUAUUUGAAGAAAGUGUUUGACUGAUUGAUGUCUCGACAAGUGGUUAACAUUAACGGAACGGACGAAGAAAUGGCAACAACUGAGUCAAUGGUGACGAAGAUGUCGCUCAACUCGGAGAUGAUUCGCUACGAAGAGAUUGAUACAGAAAUGCUCGACAAAUCGGGUGAUGAAUCGGAACCUAACACUCGUCAGUGGCCACAGACGGCACACGACUGGGAGGGCUAUAAGUUUGGUCAACUUGUCUACGACGACGGCACUCAAACCUACUUCUGGAGAGCUCAUACCCUAACCGUACUAUUUUUCAUGUCUUGCGGACUCUUUUAUGUUGCCUUUUUUGAACCCGUCUCUGAAGAUACCAAUUAUAAUAUCAAACGUGGUAUCAUCGCAUUUGUCUUAGUCUUCAUCCUCAUGGGUGUCACACAAAUACCCGACGGACCGUUCCGUCGUCCACAUCCAGCUCUUUGGCGAUUCGUGUUCAGCGUAUCAAUUGUCUAUGAGUUGGCACUUAUUUUUAUAUUAUUCCAGACUCCAAAUGAUGCCCGAAAACUUUUGAAACAUAUCGAUCCUAAUCUUGGAGUGCCUUUAGAAGAGAGGGAUUAUGGGGGUAAUUGUGCGCUCUAUGAUCCCAAUGUAACCGAUGAUCCAUUUCACAACAUUUGGGACAAAUGUGAUGUCUUUAUUCCGGCACAUUUCUUUGGCUGGUGGGUUAAGACAUUAAUAGUCCGCGAUUGGUGGCUCUGUACGGUAAUGAGUAUAAUGUUUGAAUUACUUGAGUACUCAUUAGAGCAUCAGUUGCCCAACUUUUCCGAGUGCUGGUGGGAUCACUGGAUUUUAGAUGCAAUUCUCUGCAAUGGAUUUGGCAUUUUUUGCGGAAUGAAGACAUUGACUUAUUUGCAAAUGAAACCAUACAAUUGGCGGGGACUGUGGGAUAUUCCGACCUACCGGGGCAAAUUGAAACGUAUUGUUGCACAGUUUGGUCCACACAGUUGGAUACAAUUUGAUUGGAGGCCGACAUCCAGUUUGGAUCGUUGGAUAUCUGUAUUGCUCAUCACAUUUGUUGCUUUGGUCGCAGAGCUUAACACAUUUUAUCUGAAAUUUGUCUUAUGGUUAGAACCGCCACAUUAUCUCAAUUCAUUGCGCUUAUGGCUUCUAGUCUUUGUGGGCGCCGUUUCUUUAAGAGAAUCAUUUCAAUAUUUAGACGAUCCUAAUUGCAAGAAGUUUGGUCGUCAAUCAUGGGUUAUAUUAUCGAUAAUUACGACCGAAUUCCUAAUUAUAGCCAAAUUUGAUUGGAAUGUCAUUACAAAACCACUUCCUAAGCAUGUCUUCUGGUUUUGGGUCGGCGGCGCUCUUCUGCUACUUUUGUGGACAAUUUGGAACUUUUUCUUGAGAAGAGUUACCAAAAUUUUGUAUAAAAAUAGUGAUUUACAAGAAUCACAGCAAUCGUCGAAAAAUAAUGUAAAACCUAAUCAAUCAAAAAAAGUAACGAUAACUACCGGUAAACUGACCAAUGGAUCGGUAGCUGACAAACAAAGUAAUCAAUUAAAUCAAAAAAAGAGAAAAUAACAUAAAAAUGUUAUAUAUUUUUCUUAUUACACUUAACUUUGAAGACUUACUUUUAUAUUUUAUGAUAAGACUACACAUUCAUAUCGUAUGUUUCCUUACGGUAAUAAUUUUUAUAAACAUUUUUGUAUAAAAUAAACAGCAAUGGAUUAUAUACUGUAUAUUUUAAUAACAGUAUUAGGCAUACAAUUAGUGCUCAAUUUUAUGAUUUACCGGUCGGUACCUUAAAUAGACUAAAAUAUUAGUAAAAUAAUUAAUUUCCUAUACAUUUGUGACCAACUUUUUCAUCAAUAGUUUAGGUU